UUUUUGGAUCUGAUCAUAUAUAGACAAUUAUGCAUGAUCAUAUAUGAUUAGGCAAAAUCAUUUUUUCCCGGGCAGAUACUAGAAAGCAUUAUAUGAUUUCUACGUUCAAAUGGAUUUAGCUCGUUAAUCGAACAAAGUACAGGGUAAAUUGAGGUAUUUGAACUAUCGAAAAUAGGGGCUCCAUCGACGCUAUAAUUGAUGGAAAUCAUAUCAUCAUGUGUUACUUGGUUUUUGUACAUUUUGCCGUCAAAAAUGUCUUCAAACGCAUGAUUAUUCACUUUUUCUCGAUUUAAAGAAUACAAAUUAUGAGCAUCCGUAGUUUCAAACAGUUCGCGCAAUUGAUAGGUUAAUGGUAAGUGUAAAAAUGAGCCUUCAUUUGACUUAGAAUCAAAUUUAGUUGAACAGUUACUACAAUUAACUGAACAAUUACUUUCACUGCCUAAAUAAUUCCCACAUUGCACACAAAUGUAGUGAGUUAAAAUAUUGUGAGAGUAACGAUCAAUAAUUGUUUUCCAGUAAUAUUUAGAAGUCUUAGCAUCUGAGGUUGUGGAGUAAAUAUUAAGCAAGUUAACAAUAUCUUGCGCAACUGAAUGAGUGAUAUUUCUUCGCCAUUUAAUAGCCAUGACAAGAAGAUUGUUGAUAAGAUGAUGUUUUGGUAUCUCCUUUCGGUGGGACGCAAGAAUGAUUGGAGGAUAAUUAUUUGCUCUGCACGCAUUAUCAUCUAUAGAAGUAGUAUCAACGCACGUAGAAGAUUUUUGAUAGCUCAGCUUGGUUUCCUGAUGACCCUUAAAAAAAAAAAAAUAUGCAUUACCCAAUCGUUACUUGGAGAAAAGCUUAGUAAAUGUAAAACAAAAUAAUCAUAAUGAUAAAACUGACGAUUAAUGCUAGGAAUACAGCUGAUAGAUCCACACUACAAGAGACCAUAAGUAUUUAAUUUAUACGUUGUAGAUUUAUCAGCGAUAUUAAAAGUGCGAAUGAAUGUAUUCAAAAAUAGACACAAUAGAACAUCACAAUUAAUGGCAAAACUUCAUGAAAAUCAAAAUAAAGGAAUUAUUUUACUGGUAGAAAAGCUCAAAAAAUGAGUGUUUAGCUCGAAGAUACCAAAUGUGUCAAUGAGAAAGAUAUGUUACGCAAAAAAGUUGACAGCAACGGGUCAGAACGACCUAAGUGGAUUUACGAGUGAGUAAACGAUUAUUUGACUGGUAGAAAAGCUCUGAAAAUUAUUGUUCAGGUCCAAGAUACUAAAUGUGUCAAUGAAUAAGACUUGAAACGCAAAAAAGUUGACAGCAACGGGUCAGAACGACCUAAGUGGAUUUACGAGUGAGUAAACGAUUAUUUGACUGGUAGAAAAGCUCUGAAAAUUAUUGUUCAGGUCCAAGAUACUAAAUGUGUCAAUGAAUAAGACUUGAAACGCAAAAAAGUUGACAGCAACGGGUCAGAAUGACCUAAGUGGAUUUACGAGUGAGUAAACGAUUAUUUGACUGGUAGAAAAGCUCUGAAAAUUAUUGUUCAGCUCCAAGAUACUAAAUGUGUCAAUGAAUAAGACUUGAAACUCAAAAAAGUUGACAGCAACGGGCCAGAACGACCUAAGUGGAUUUACUAACAAAUAUUUGCCCUCGUACAAUGGAUUGGAGGAGAAUUCGAUCAAACAUAUACUGCGGGGAUUCCAACUGAAUGGAUUCGUGAUUUUGAUAUUGAAACUUUCAAUCCACUGGAAGAUAAGGAGACUUAUUUAGUUGAAUGGCGUUACAAUAAACUAAAAAAGCCAAAAGCUGGGUGGAAAAUGUUUGAUGCUCGUGUUGUCAAAAUAUCUCACAGUAUGAAGUUAUUAAAAAAUGAAAUCACUCUGUUGGAAGGCAUUAUUUCUCCAUUAAAAAUCUCAAAAAAAACAAGAACUUUAUCACACAAGCGAAAUUUAGAAAGUCAAUCCGAUAUUGAGGAUAUACAAUCGACUUCUCAAGAAUUACCAAAGAAGUACAAAAAAUUAUUAAAAACUGAUGACAAAUUAAAGAAAGGUGCAGCUGGCCAAAACAUUCCUCCACUAUCCCCAGUUAUUGAAAAUGAAGGAGAUCAUUCAAGUAAUGAUGAAGAUAUUAUUAUAAUUCCUGAGAAGAAUGCUGAAGAUAAUAUUUCUUCCAAUAAUAAAAUUCAUCGUGAUAAUGAAAUAAUAAAGAACAAACUUUCGGAACUAUGUGAAGAGAUGAAAAAUAUUAAACGAUCGCAAGCAGCUUUCAUUCAAAUACAAAAUGAUCGUGCCAAUCAUCGCGGUGAUGAUAAUGAACAAAUUGAAAUUGGGCACCAAGGAUCAAACGUAUUUGUUUCUCGUCGACAAUGGGAGACUGCAGAUAGUCGUGAGACUUUCCAAAGAAUGGGUAUAUCGUUAACCCAAGCGCUUUUUCCAAAAGAAAUUUUAUUAGCCAGUAAUCUGCGUGGAGGGGCCAGUAAAAUAAAUAAAGAUGCUCCCCUUCGCCCUGGAUUAGACAGCAACAUCAUCGGAGUUAUUGAGGAAGCUGUGAAAAAUAAAUUUCCCCGAGAUUUUAAGCGCGGAUUAUUUGGAAUGGCUAUUAACAAUAUGCUCACAGAAAUGCGCCGCAAAAAUCCCAUAGUCAUUGAACCUGAAGUUGACCAAGAAGUUAACCAAGAAGUUGACCAAGAAGUUGACCAAGAAUUUGAAUAAAAUCAAUAAUUAAAUCGAAUUUAUUUUUACCAAUCCGUUCAUUCAUCUAAUUUAAUUUAUGUUAUUCUUUUAUAAACUAAUUGGUACAU
Molecule: messenger RNA, 2766 nt
Organism: Microplitis mediator
Lineage: Eukaryota; Metazoa; Arthropoda; Insecta; Hymenoptera; Braconidae
Exons: 8
Coding region: 1784-2677 (297 amino acids)
Molecular function (GO): DNA binding
Source: RefSeq, a predicted model, not a curated record